Messenger RNA from Colletotrichum truncatum, 1977 nucleotides. The record is from RefSeq and is a predicted model, not a curated record. NCBI's taxonomy places the organism in Eukaryota, Fungi, Ascomycota, Sordariomycetes, Glomerellales, Glomerellaceae.
AUGCGCCUGCAACGGCCGGCCGGCCACAAGAACAAGGCAUUGUCGCUGCGGCAGGGCAUGAGCAUGACCCAAAAGCUGAUUCUCGGCUGCUCCAUGUACUUUGGUAUGAAUAUGAUCAUGAACAACAUGUUCCAGAAGAACCAGUCAGGAACCCAGGUCAAGGAUGCCAACGGCAACAUCGUCAGUGUUCCCGCCAAUACCGAGGACAUCCCCCCAUACCUCUUCCGCCCCAAAGAGUUGAACGAGGGCGCCACCUACAGCCAGGUUCCCUACAAGCUGGCCCCGAUCUGGCCCAUGGACAGCCACGUCGACAUUAUUGUCACGGUCUCUGAUACCUUUGUCCCGAUUCCGUUGUCCCAGACACCGCAGGAGAAGAUUGUUCUGAAGGAGGAAAAAUUCAAGCUCGGCGACUACAGCGAGAAGCGUUCCAUCGAUACCACUAUUACGAUCCCCCCCUCCGUUCAGAACAACGGCACUCUCUGGGGUCAUUUCUACGUCUCACUCCCUGGAAGCCAGCCUGAUCCUCAUGUCGAAGCUUUCGAUCCUGCCUCUGCCUAUUACUUCGCCUUCCCCCUCACCCAGUAUAUCCCGAAGAAGAAGGAAUUCAAGACUCGGUCGCUUCUGGAGGGUAAGGCCGAGGACGAGCCCGAGCAACUGGAGGAGGAGAAGGAAUCCGGCCCCAUCAUUGCUAGCUACUACCACCCAAACGCCAGUUUCUCAAUGAUUCCUAACACAGGAGUUCUGGAGUACCGUAGCACCCACCCCGCCAUCCGCCAAUUUCUUCAUCUUGAGCCGACUGGUGCGCGAGACGGCUCCGGCAAGCACUCCUGGUAUUACCCCAUCCUCUUCGUGAACACCUUCUGGCAGCUCAAAAGCCAGAUGAUGUUGCUCAAUGACACCGUCACUGAGGUCCCCCUGCAUAUUGACCUGAACAACAUGCGCUCAUGGCAGUUUAACACGCUUGCUGCUAUCGAGGCGAGCGCGAAGGAAUCUGCUCGCCAGGCUGCGUUUGGCGGAUCUCUACCCGGUGGCGGUGACGGCUCCGAGAUUGAGAUGGUCAAGGAGAUUUUCGGUGACACCAACCCCAUUCUUCUUGGCAUUACGAUUGUCGUCAGCAUUGCGCACAUCAUCCUUGAAACUCUCGCCUUCGGAUCAGACAUUGCUCACUAUCGCAAGAAGAAGGACAACGUCGGCAUUUCCGUUCGAUCGAUCUUGGCCAACGUCUUCAUGCAGUCCGUCAUUUUGCUUUACCUGAUUGAUAACUCACAAAACACGAGCUGGAUGAUUCUGGGCUCACAGGGAAUUGGAAUUCUCAUUGAGUUCUGGAAGAUUACCACCAUUGUCAACAUUGCUGUCAAACCGGCACCGCCAGGGUCCUUGCUGCCAUUCAUCAUCGCGGUUGAGGACAAGCACAAGCUUAGCGAGACCGAGGAGAAGACCAAGGAGUACGACCAGAUUGCGUUCAAGUACAUGUACAUUGCCGGAGUACCGCUGCUCAUUGGAUACGCCAUUUACUCUCUGAUUUAUGAGACGCACAAGUCGUGGUACUCAUACAUCAUUACGACAUUGGUUGGUUCCGUCUAUGCUUAUGGUUUCCUCAUGAUGGUUCCCUCCCUGUACAUCAACUACAGACUGAAGAGCGUUGCGCACAUGCCUGCCAAGGCCAUGAUGUACAAGUUCCUCAACACCUUUAUCGACGACCUUUUUGCGUUCACCAUCAAGAUGCCUUUCCUCCACCGUCUAUCGACGUUCCGCGACGACAUCAUCUUUUUUAUCUACCUGUACCAGCGCUACGCCUACAAGGUUGACUACACUCGUGUCAACGAGUUCGGCCAGGGUGGCGAGGACGAGGAGAACGAGGCUGACAAGGCCAAGGCCAAGGAGCUGCUUGAGAGCGAUCCCACAGCCGAGAAGGUGAAGGCGGUCGUGGGCAAGGCUACGGGCGCCGAUACUGGCAAGGCGAAGAAGAGAAAGUAA